AUGGCUCGAUAUCUUUCACACCCGAAGGUAAGUUUCGGCUGCCCUGAGUAUUCUAAGACUAUCCAGGCGCUGGACUCGCUGCAGCGGCAGUUGGCCAUCUCGUUCGGCCCGGACCUCCUGCCCGCGACGCACCAUGGCGAGCCGCACGGCCUCCACUCCUCCAUGGCUGUAAUGCGGCGCCUCCUGGUUGACGCUCAGGCAAAGUUCCGCAGGAUGGUGGAGGAGAACAAGCAGCUGGCGGCGCGCAUCGACGGCGACCUGGCGGUGGCCCACGAGGAGGUGGCUGCGGUGCGCGGCGAGCUGCACGACGCGUCGCGACGCCUGGACGAGCACCUGGCCAAGGUGGCCGUGGGCGCCGGCGCCGACCCGAGCGCCGCCGAGGACAAGCCGACAACGGCCGAAGAGCCCGCCGGCAUCCGGCCGCCCUCGCCCAUCGCCGGAGCCGCCUCCGCCGCCGGAGACGCCUCCGCGACUGGCGGCGUCGGCGUCGGGGCGGUGUCCGCCUCUACAGCCGUGACUUCUGCUGCCGCCACCGCCGCGUCAGACGCGGACGCAGUGCCGGGAGGCGGCUCUCGGGCCAAGGGCAAGUCUGGCGCCUGCUCGGAGCGCGACGCCGUCAACAACCCGGCAGCCGCCAUGCGGCUGCGGCUCGAGAACGAGCGUCUCAAGUGCGAGGUGGCCGAGCUGCGCAUGCUGGUCGCCUCCAGGGACCUGACGGCCGCGGGUGCGGGCGCGGGGGCGGGGGAGUCACUGCGCGUCCAGGCGCUCGACAUGGAGCUGCGGCACGCUCGCGAGGCGCUCGCAGCUUUGAAGGCCGACCGGAAGAGGUUAAAAGCCGAGAAAUUCGACCUGUUGAACCAGAUGAAGCAGCUGUACGGGACGUUGGAAGACAAGGAGAAGGAGCUGCGCGAUUUCAUCAGGAAUUACGAACAGCGGAUGAGGGAGAGCGAGGCGUCACUGCAGCAGCUGUCGACGGAGCGCGAGGAGCGCGAGCGCGAGCGAUGGAGCCUGCUGCGGCACGCCCGCGACGAGGCAGAGCGCAGCCUCGCCCUGGCCGCGCAGCUCGACGCCAAGGAGCAGCACAUCCAGCAGCUGCAGGACCAGCUGCUAGAGGCUCGUCGGCAGCUGGCGGCCGUCGGGGGCAGCGGCGGCGGCGGCGGCUGCCUGUCCGACCAGGAGAGCCUGGCCUCCAUGUCGCUGUCGGCGUCGCGCGCCAACGGCGGCCUGGCCACGCCCACCGCGGGGCUGGGCCUGCUGCCCGGAGACCGCGGCAGCUGCAGCGCGGACUCGGGCGUGCGCGGCAGCUCCGACCGCGAGUCGGGCGGCGCCACCUCGGGCGGCGGCAACCUGUCCGACUCCACCACCGACGGAACACCCACAAUCACCGUGGAAGGAAGCAAUGUUGAUACGGACUCAGUAUCUUUAAUAUCCUACAUAGCUACUCCACAUACCUGUCAAUCUGCUACAACACCAAAGGACUGCAGUCCUUCCUUGUCACCACUGAACGCAAAUGCCUUUUCGAAGUCCAUUGACAACAGUGUUCUCUCAAGGUCAGUUGAGCAGCUCAGCAAUCCUAUGGAAUUGGAGCCUCGAAGACCAAAAAAUGUGGCUCCUGUGAGUAGAAGUGGUGGUAGUAGAGGUGGAACAUGGGGCAGCAUAUCCAGAGUUUUUGCUCGAAGUCGACAUCGUAAGGCAGCCAGCCCAAGUCAGGAGGAGGCAUCAGAUGCAUACCGCAGUUGGUCACCAUUAACAGAGGAAGGGUAUGCAGAAAAACUGAGAUUGUUGAGAGAAGCUGCCUCCAUCCCAAUGGAAAGGUGGCGAGCACCUACAGUAUUAGCAUGGCUUGAAAUUGCUCUCGGUAUGCCACAGUACGGUCCUCGAUGUGCAGAGAAUGUUAAGAGUGGCAAGGUGCUUCUUGAACUUAGCGAUGUUGAGCUAGAACUGGGGCUAGGAAUAACUCAUCCUAUGCACCGAAAAAAGCUUCGCCUGGCUAUUGAAGAGCAUAGGCACCCUGCACUUGUGCGAUACCCAUGUAUAGCACAGCUAGGACACACAUGGGUGUCCAGUGAGUGGCUACCAGACCUUGGUCUUGCUCAGUAUUCAGAGAAUUUUGCAACAAACAUGGUGGAUGCAAGGAUGCUGGAUCACCUCAGCAAGAAGGAGCUGGAGAAAUUUCUUGGUGUAACAAGGAAAUUUCACCAAGCCUCUAUUGUCCAUGGAAUUCACCUUUUAAGAAUGAUGAAAUAUGACAGACAGGCACUUGCAGUCCGGAGACAUCAAUGUGAAACAAUUGAUGCAGAUCCUCUUGUCUGGACAAAUCAAAGAUUCAUUAGAUGGGCAAGAAAUAUUGAUCUCAGUGAAUAUGCAGAGAACUUAAAGGAUAGUGGUGUCCAUGGAGCCUUAGUUGUCCUUGAGCCUUCAUUCAAUGGUGACACAAUGGCAACAGCCUUAGGCAUACCUCCUUCAAAGAACAUCAUACGGCGACACCUCAGCACGGAGCUGGAGGCAUUAGUACUGCCUGCCAGAGCUGCUUUUGAGCACUUUGUGCGCGUAAGCAAGUCGGAGCGUAGGCGUGCUGAGAAGUUGGUCGGUGGGGGAAGUCUGGGGCGGAGCUUCUCUCGCUCUUACGCAGGUGGGCUGGCAGAGCGUUCAUCCCCAGCUACUGAACGCCCUGGUCCUGGGCCCGCACCUGAGCAAGAGAAGGAACGCAGGCGUUCUAGUCUCAGAACCUACAGUCUCCUGUAUUUGAAAAAGGGGUCUUUAAGUCGUGCUUUGGGACUGAAGAUGCGUCAGGACAACAGCAGCAAAAGAGACAGUCGUGACUUUACAGGCAAUAGUAAUGGGAUAGCAUCACCAUCAUCCUCAUCAGAGAACAGCUCCUCAGUUAUCAGUUUCAACUGCAGAGUGCCAUCACCACAGCAGACAGAUGCCAAUAACAGUGCUUCACCACAGAGACCAGCAAUAGCAUCAUCUGGCACAUUGAAAAAGCGCCACCAUCACCGUAGAGUAAAGUCCAUAGGAGAUAUUGAUACAGUAACAGUAACACCUGUAUGAAGUUAAAGAUCAGAGUAUGUCAUCUGUUUUAAUUUCAAAUGUUCCCAAGACAAUCAAGUGGAAUAUGAUGCAAAAUUGUUGUAUAUCGGAAACAAUAUUCUUAAAUCUUUUUCCAGAUGCCUCAGAGUCUUCGUAUUGAACAAAAUUAUUCGUUGACAAACAAAACAAAAAUGAGGCAUAUCCGAUACAUGAGUGGACCAAGGUAUAAGUAUUAAAUGUCAGUACUGUUACAAGAAUGGAAUUUUCACCAAAUCUGUUAAGUCCCUGAAUGUUUAAAUAACUAUGUGCAAAAUGUAAACACCAUGAGAUUAAAUAUAUCUAACUAAGCAGGUAAUUUUCUAUUAAAAAUGUAGAAGGCUGCCUAAAAAAACAUUGACAACUAUGCUGUAGUAAGAAUUUCCUAUGGAACCCUUAGCACACAUUCUCAUGAAGGUACAUCAGGCAAAAUACAUUAAAAGUUGUAUCUUUUGGGUGUAUUUAUAACAACGAACACAACUAUGAAAUAGAGACAAUUUCUUUUAAUUAAUUAUUUGCUUCUGCUUCUGUUAUAAAAUUGCUGGAUAAAAUAUCUUUACUGGAAUGUUACUAGAAAACACCAUUUUUCCUUUAUAAUGUGUCAGCCUUAGGUUAAUUAAUACUCAUCACAAUUUCUUUUGGGGCAGGUCUCAAUUAAUGACAACCCACAAGAAUGAAUGACCAUACUGAGAAGCCCUUAAACAGUAUAUUUUUCAGAUGAGAUAAAUCACAUUUUUCAGAAAUGAAUAAUUUUUUUACUGAUGGUACACUCGCGUCAUCAGACAUUAAUCUAAGUUAAAGUAGAAAAAGUGAAUUGGUCCUCAAUUCAUGUAAAACAUAAAUGUGAAUAAUUAACAUCUGUGUCAACCUCCUUUAGUUCAUAUGCAGUGGGCAGAUGAAUUAAACAUGUCCAACUGUUGUUUUUUUCCCUCCCUUUUUCUUAAUUAUACAUGAGCAUGGCAACUGUGUGCCAAAGGGAACACAAAGGAAACUCUUCCCACAUUGUACUGAUAAUUAAAAGCAUACAGUUAUAAAUCUUGCUGGAUACUGACUAUUUCAAGUAUCUAUUGGGGUUCAGUGUGUAAAUACCAACUGUGAUAUCAGCUAUUUUAUUGUAGAGUGUAUGUGAUGUCAUUCUCCUUUAUAUAUGAUACUGUCUUGCAUAUCAAAUAUUCAGACGUCAGAAUUGAGAGUGCAGCUUUAAUCAACUGUUAGAGAAGAAAACAACAUAGUUUUUGCUAUACCUGACCGACUCUACAAAAAAGACGGGUACCACUCGUUAAUAUUGAAGCAAUAGUGCUGCAAUGAAAAUAAAAAUGUAUUCCCAUUUUGGAUA
Messenger RNA from Schistocerca serialis cubense, 4405 nucleotides. It is a transcript of the gene Liprin-gamma, whose product is annotated as kazrin. Gene Ontology annotation, molecular function: protein binding. The coding region runs from base 1 to 3054 and encodes 1017 amino acids. The record is from RefSeq and is a predicted model, not a curated record. NCBI's taxonomy places the organism in Eukaryota, Metazoa, Arthropoda, Insecta, Orthoptera, Acrididae. The transcript is spliced from 21 exons.